Messenger RNA from Penicillium digitatum Pd1, 171 nucleotides. Lineage: Eukaryota; Fungi; Ascomycota; Eurotiomycetes; Eurotiales; Aspergillaceae. The record is from RefSeq and is a predicted model, not a curated record.
AUGAAUGAAUGGUGCAAGCCUCGAACCCUUGAACUCGGCAAGGGGUCGGGUAGUUGGUACGAAUGCGAACUCCAAGUAGCCUUGGAUACGACAGAAGGCAAAGGAAAGAAAGGUCGAAACCUAGAAGUUCUGCGCAUUUUCAGGGCCACGCCAAGUGUCAAAAGGGGAUAA